AUGGCCACAAUCGGUGCUGUCCAAGCCAACGCCUCAGGACCUGGGGCAUCCAAGUUGUCUAAGGGCCCAGGGGCCCAGGGCAUUCGAGACGAGAUCUUACGGCUCCGCGAAGCUGGGCUCCUCUCCAUCCCAGUGCAUCUUUUCUGGAACGGGGACGAAGGUAAAAAGGACGCAGAUUUCCCUCACAAGUGGUGUCACAUUACGGAUUCCAAGUCGUGGGAAAACUCGAUCGAAGCUGCUCUAGAGCAGAGGGCUCACGAUGCCAACGGCGUAGCCAUUCUGACGGGUCCGAGCCAUAUCUAUGUGAUUGACGUUGAUGUUGUCAAAAAGAAGAACGGAACGCUUCCUGGAAUGGACCUUUGGAGCCAACUCAUUGCUCGGCAUGGAGAACCGCAGACCCUCAAAGCCCAAUCAGGCUCAGGCGGUCAGCAUUUUUUCUUUAAGGCUUCUACGCCGGGGCUAAACCACAAACCGGCCAAAAAGCUAGGGGUCUUGAGCGACCUCAAGGCCGCCUUGCAAGACGCAACCAGUGCGGCCGUGGACCCCCAUGACGACAUGCAGGUGGUCACUCAAUACACCAGAGGGACUCGAGAGGUCCAGGACUUGCUGCUUAAGAUCGUUGUGGAGCAUGCUGCUCCUAAGGCGUAUGUCAACUUGGGACGCCUCUUUGCCUAUAUGUACAUGAUCGAGGGCCGCAUUCUGGCGACCACCAAUGAUGCGGAGAAAAGUCGAGAUUCGCACUUCUUUGUCUGGAACGGAUCCUCGUGGGUGGAAGACAACUCAAAUCUGGUUGCCAGCGUGUUCACGUCUCAGAUGGGUUGUUUGCUGGCAUGGUAUGAGAGAGAGCGAGAGAGGGUUUUGAGUACCUUGUACUCCAAGCACCCAGAUUUGGAGGUCUUCCUGGUGGACGGCAUCCUCUGA
This is a messenger RNA of Klebsormidium nitens, 921 nucleotides long. The record is from the annotation of a GenBank genome assembly. NCBI's taxonomy places the organism in Eukaryota, Viridiplantae, Streptophyta, Klebsormidiophyceae, Klebsormidiales, Klebsormidiaceae.